AUGUUUGCCGAACGGAGUCUUCUGAGCUGUUUAUAUAAUACCCUGAUUUUCAUACAGCUGCUACCCAUGGCGCGUUCCUUCGGUGUGAUUUACGACGAGUACGUUGUGGAUCAGGGCAAAAAUCUGACACUACAGUGCAGGUCAUCGUAUCCGGUCAGGUGGGUGCACGCCGGACGCCGGGACGACUUCCAGCAGUUUCAGAGCGACGGCUCACUGCAUCUAACCAACAUCACCACCAAAGAUGGUGGUCUCUACACCUGUUCGGAGUUGGUUCCGUCGUUUACGACGGUGCAGCUGGACGUCGACGGCGUGAUGACCAUCGAAAAUGCCACCGCGGAUGGUGGCGUCCUGCUGUUCAGCCCUCGUAACGACAGUCUCAACGGCACAAGCACCAGCAGCAGCGUUGAGGAAGGCGACCAACUGAUGCCGCCGUCUCCGUCGCCACCGCCAACGGCGGUGGAAGCCGAUCAGUACGUGGAAGUACGACGGUUCAACAUUAAGGUGCGGAGGCCACCGUACGCGGUAUCGAAUUUUUUCGUGCGUGCCUCCACCAUCAUCGCGGUGCUGGUGUGGGAAGUGCUACCGAACCGGACGGGCGGUUACGCGAUACGGGAUUUCACCGCGGAAAUGCGUAAACUACGGAUGACCGACGACGAUCCGGAGGAAGCGUGGGAAACCAUCGACCCACGGCACAUCAGCCCGAAUGCGCGACAGUUGGAGAUUUACCAUCUUAUCCCGAACACUACGUACGAGUUCAGGAUUUGGGCUAACAAUGCACUCGGUGCCGGUGAUAUUAUGACCAUAACGGCCACAACAACGCCCGACAUGGAGGAGAAAGAUCUGAUCCGGCGGAUAAUGAUCGACGCGCAGAACUUUGACACCCGCGUCUGGAUAGCGGCGGUCGGCGUCGUCAUGGGGACGCUCGUCAUCCUGUCGCUCGGCACGUGCAUCGUGCUGUACAAGGAGUGCCGCGAACCGAUCGAAAAAGACGAAGAACUGGACAGCGUCGAGCUGGUGCCGAACAUAAUACUGAAUCCGGGCUUCUGCGAUUCGGACGAUCAGGGCCAGAACCCGCUGUCGCCUCCGAUGCCGCGUACGCUAGCAUUCCAGAGCAGUAGCCCGCUGGUGGGCAACCACGUGAAUUCGCACAACCGUCGGGGUAGCAGUUACCACCACCGGUAUCACUACGAUAACGACGACGACGAUUCCGACGAGGAACCGAUGACCUUCAGCCGUCGGAUGUCGAUUUUCUUCACCGGAAAUACGAUCAAACGAAUUUGA
Molecule: messenger RNA, 1281 nt
Organism: Sabethes cyaneus
Lineage: Eukaryota; Metazoa; Arthropoda; Insecta; Diptera; Culicidae
Exons: 7
Coding region: 1-1281 (426 amino acids)
Molecular function (GO): protein binding
Source: RefSeq, a predicted model, not a curated record